Marmota monax (woodchuck) is the source of this 997-nucleotide messenger RNA. Its product is annotated as zinc finger protein 723-like. NCBI's taxonomy places the organism in Eukaryota, Metazoa, Chordata, Mammalia, Rodentia, Sciuridae. Gene Ontology annotation, biological process: regulation of transcription by RNA polymerase II. The transcript has a single exon. The record is from RefSeq and is a predicted model, not a curated record. Gene Ontology annotation, molecular function: DNA-binding transcription factor activity; RNA polymerase II cis-regulatory region sequence-specific DNA binding. The coding region runs from base 116 to 997 and encodes 293 amino acids.
UACUCAACAUCACAGUGUUCAUACAGGAGAUGUGCAAUGCAAAUGCAAAGAAUGUGACAAAACUUCUAAUAAAAGCUCCAAUCUUAUUUGUCACCAGUGGACACACCCUGGAGAGAUGCCCCACAUAUGUAAACAAUUUUGCAAAGCUUUUAGUCAAAAACCAAGCCUUAAAAAUCACCAGAGAAUUCAUACAGGAGAGAAGCCCUACAAAUGUAAAGUGUGUGGCAAGAGUUUUAAUACAAACUCAAAUCUUGAUCGCCACAACAGGAUUCAUACGGGAGAGAAGCCCUACAAAUGUAAAGUGUGUGGCAAGAGUUUCAGUCAAAAAUCAUCACUUACUCAGCACCAGCGAAUCCACACUGGAGAGAAGCCCUACAAAUGUAAAGUGUGUGGCAAGAGUUUUAAUACAAACUCAAAUCUUGAUUGCCACAACAGGAUUCAUACGGGAGAGAAGCCCUACAAAUGUACAGUGUGUGACAAAAGUUUUAAUAUAAACUCGAAUCUUGAUCGCCACAACAGGAUUCAUACUGGAGAGAAGCCCUACAAAUGUAAUGUGUGUGGCAAGAGUUUCAGUCAAAAAUCAUCAGUUACUCAGCACCAGCGAAUCCACACUGGAGAGAAGCCCUACAAAUGUAAAGUGUGCGGCAAGAGUUUUUAUAUAACCUCAAAUCUUGAUCGCCACAACAGGAUUCAUACUGGAGAGAAGCCCUACAAAUGUAAAGUGUGUGACAAGAGUUUUAAUCAAUCAUCAUCACUUACUCAGCAUCAGCGAAUCCACACUGGAGAGAAGCCCUACAAAUGUAAAGAAUGUGGCAAAACAUUUAAUCAAAAAAUAUUUCUUACUCAGCACCAGAGAAUCCACACUGGAGAGAAGCCCUACAAAUGUAGAGAAUGUGGCAAAGAUUUUAAUCAACAAUCCUCACUUACCCGACACCAGAGAACCCAUACUAGAGAGAAGUUCUAUAAAUGUGAAGAAUUGCAAAGCUUUUCCAAUUGA